UCUGGAUCCAGAGAGGGAAGGAAGAACAGAGAGAGCAGCUAAACAGGUGGUCUCAAAACCCCCAAAACAAUGUGGUCCGGCGGGGAAAAGGAAAGAAAAACGCUCCAGCCCUCGCGUCCCUAAAGGAAUACCGGGGAGAGAGCCGCGGCGGGGCCGAAAGCUCAUGCUCCCUGUGGGUUUCCACGCGGAUUUGUGCUCCCGGUCUCGGCUCCGCAGCUCGGAUCCUGAACCAUGAAAGUCACGGUGUGCUUCGGCAGGACGCGGGUGGUGGUGCCGUGCGGGGACGGGAAUAUCAAGGUCCACACUCUCAUCCAGCAGGCUGUCAUGAGGUACAAGAAGGCCAUCGCCAAGGAUGCCAGUUACUGGCUGCAGGUCCACCGAUUGGAGCACGGCGAUGGAGGAAUCCUCGACUUGGACGACGUGCUCUGUGACGUGGCCGACGACAAAGACAGGCUCAUAGCUAUAUAUGAUGAGCAGGAGCCCCAUCACGGAGGCGACGGCACCAGCGCCAGCUCCACGGGGACCCAGAGCCCCGACUUGUUUGCCACAGACCUCAGUGCCGGCAGCGGGGCCUCGGCCUUCACGCCCUACCAGACAGCCAGCGAGAUUGAAGUCACUCCUUCUGCCCUGCGCACCAAUAUGCCACUCCACGUCCGGCGCAGCAGCGACCCUGCCCUGUUGACCGUCAAUGGGCCGUUUCACGCCGUUGAGUCACGGGUCCAAACGGACGAGGCGCCAUCCAGGAAAAAUCCAACCCGCUGGUCCACCACCGCUGGCUUCCUGAAAGCUCGCCACGCGUCUGGCACCAACAGCCUGGAGAGGAAGGGUAAAAGUAUGGACACAUACCGCAGCCUCCCACGGGAUGCAGGGACGUGGGCCAAUCAAAGGGAGUUUCAGCGAGAAACAGCCCGGUCGUCCCUCAGCGCCAAUCACCCCAUGGUGGACCGAUGGCUGGAGAGACAGGAACAGGAGGAUGAUACCAGAGAGGAAGAAAACGGCAGGAUUGAGCCGGUCGGCCGAGCUGAUUCCUGCAUGGAUCACACCCCCGUGAGGUCUUUAGAAGACAUUGUCAAACUGGUGGAGGUCUCAAACGACGGUGGGCCUCUGGGGAUCCACGUGGUGCCCUUCAGUGGCAGAGACCGCAGGACUCUUGGCUUGUUGGUCAAGCGUCUGGAGAGGGGAGGCAAGGCCGAACAGCAAGGCCUGUUUCAGGAGAACGACUGUAUCAUCCGUAUCAAUAACGGGGACCUGCGAAACAUCCGCUUUGAACAAGCCCAGAAUAUGUUCCGUCAGGCCAUGCGCUCUCCCGUCAUCAUGUUCCACGUGGUGCCAUCAUCCGUGAAAGGCCAGUACGAGCAGCUCUCCCACUCCGAGAGGACGCCUUCCUUCUCUUCGGGCCGCUUCAGCCCCAACUCCCCGAGCGGCAGCAUGACAUCCAGCAUCGACCACAACCCGCAGAGGAUGUCCCGCCACGGUUCCCAGUCGCACCCACACUCGCAUCCUCACCCCCUCCCUCACCCGGAGCCGGCCGACGGCCACCCGCCUCUCACCCACCCGGCCGUCUCAGCCGUAUCAGCCGCCAAGCCUCCGACGGGCCACGCCCACUCGCCCCAGAGGGGGCUCAACUCCACCCCCACGCCGGGGUACGCCAAGAAAGUGGGGAGAAGACUCAACAUCCAGCUGAAGAAAGGCCCUGAAGGUCUCGGCUUCAGCAUAACGUCGAGGGAUGUUCCCAUCGGGGGCUCGGCACCCAUCUAUGUGAAGAACAUCCUGCCUCGGGGAGCUGCCAUCCAAGACGGCCGCCUCAAGGCGGGAGACCGGCUGUUGGAGGUGAACGGAGUGGACCUGAACGGCCGGACCCAGGAGGAGGUGGUGGCUCUGCUCCGGGCUACACCCAUGGGUGGAGCUGUGGGACUGCUGGUUCUGCGCCAGGAGGACACUUUCCUCCCCCGAGAGGUGAAUGCUGAGCCCCAGAUGCAAUCCCCCAGAGAUUUGCAUCCGAGGCAGCCCGUGACAGCCAGGAACCCCCACUGGUUGAAUGAGAGCGUCUUCGGCGUAGAUCUGGAACCCAUUGCAAAGACGGAGGAAGACGAGCUGGUCCUGACCCCUGAUGGCACCAGAGAGUUCCUGACCUUUGAGAUCCCCCUCAGCGACUCUGGCUCUGCGGGUUUGGGCGUCAGCGUCAAAGGCAACCGCUCCAAGGAGAACCACGCAGACCUGGGCAUCUUCGUCAAAUCCAUCAUAAACGGAGGAGCAGCCUGCAAGGAUGGGCGGCUGCGAGUGAACGACCAGCUGAUUGCUGUCAACGGGGAGUCGCUGUUGGGCAAAACCAACCAAGACGCCAUGGAGACGCUACGCAAGUCCAUGUCGACGGAAGGCAACAAGCGAGGGAUGAUCCAGCUCAUCGUGGCCAGACGAGUGGCCAAGAGAAACGAGGAUCCUCCAGAGAGCCCGCUGGGACCCCGGCAGACCGUGAACACCUCUCUAGAUGACCAUGAGCGCAGAAUCUCCCACUCGCUCUACGGCGGCCUCGAAGGCCUCGACGACAACCUGAUGCCACGACAAGGAACCAUCCCUCGCACCAUCGGAAACUACCAGCUCUCGCCGACCGUCAACAUGCCUCAGGAUGACACCGUGAUCAUCGAGGACGACCGGCCGCCGCUCCUCCCUCCCCACCUCUCCGACCAUUCGUCGUCCAGCUCUCACGACGACGUGGGCUUCGCCGCCGAGGUCACGCCGUCGUGGGCCAAAGAGGUUCCCGCCAAAGUAGACAGUGCUUUGAUUCCAGACGAAAACAAUCCGGAUGGAGCUUUCCAGAGGGAAGGUUUUGGACGCCAGAGUAUGUCGGAGAAACGCACCAAGCAAUUCGGAGACGCCGCUCAGCUCGAGAUCAUCAAAACGCGCAAGUCGAAAAGCAUGGAUCUAGUAGCUGACGAGAUUAACCUCACCCCUCGUCCCGAGGCCGAUACAGGUUCAUCCACAAAGGACGUGGGACCAUCACUGGGCCUCAAGAAGUCCAGCUCUCUUGAGAGCCUCCAGACAGCCGUUGCCGAGGUUACCCUGAACGGGGACCUCCCGUUCCACAGGCCCCGCCCCCGCAUCAUCAGGGGGCGCGGCUGCAAUGAAAGCUUCAGAGCAGCUAUUGACAAAUCCUACGACCGACCGGCGGCCACAGAAGACGACGAUGAGGGCAUGGAGACGUUGGAGGAGGACACGGAAGAGAGUUCACGGUCGGGGAGGGACUCUGUGUCCACCAUGGCAGACCAAACGCCGCUAUCCGGCACAGAAAAACCCUUGGUCAACGGCACCAACCGCGCCAAAGAGGAGAAGAAGAAGGACAAGGACAAGAUGGGCAAGGAGAGGAAGAAGCCGGAAGGAGUGAAGGACAAAGACAAAGACAAGGGAAAACCGAAGAAGGGCAUGCUGAAGGGGCUUGGCGACAUGUUCAGGUUCGGGAAGCACCGUAAGGAUGAGCGGCCCGGGGAGAAGAUGGAUCGCAAAGGCUCCAACAAGUGGAGGCUGGAGGAGAUGCAGGUGUCGGAGGAAGAAACCAUGAAGAUGAGGCGGGAGCAGGAGAGGAUCCAAGCCAAGACCAGGGAGCUGAGGGAGCGCCAAGCCCGUGAGCGGGACUACGCCGAGAUCCUGGACGUGAGCCGCACCCUGGAGAGAUCCUCCGACGAAGACCACCAGUACGUCGGCAUCAACCCACUGAACAGCUCGCUGGACAGCGGCCACAGUCGGCCCCACAGCCCCCGGGACGACUACCCCCACAUCCACCACCAGCACCAGCACUCCGACAGCCUCUACACCCACGUCAGCAAGGCCCGCGGAGACCGGCCUCCUUCCGCAGACAGCAACCGGCUAACCCCUAGCAACCACGACCGGAUACAGAGGCUGCGGCAGGAGUUCCAGCAGGCCCAGACCGUCCCGGACGACCCCGACGACCGCAGGAGGACGUACAGCUUCGAGCAGCCCUGGUCAAACACCAGCAGCAACGGUCCGGGCGGGUACAGCCAGCCGGGUCGCCACUCGGUGUCGGUGGAGGUGCAGAUGCAGCGGCAGAGGCAGGAGGAGAGAGACUCGUUCGCCCAGGCACAGCGGCAGUACAGCUCCCUCCCACGGCAACCGAGGAAGAACCCGAGCACCAUCUCCCAGGAGUCGUGGGAUAAGGCGUACCCACCGGGCGAGGGCUUCCAGACGGCCAAGGACAACCCCAGGUACUCCAGCUACCAGGGCUCCAGGAACGGCUACCCGGGGGGCGGCGGCGUCAACGCCAGGGUCCUCCUGGAGGCCCAGGAGCUCCUGCGGCAGGAGCAGAGACGCAGGGAGCAGGAAGCCAAAGGAAAGCUGAUGCAGGAGAGCAGCAGCAACAGCAGCUACGAGACGUACACGGCACACCUGAAGGAGCCGGCGUCCCCCAAGGGUCCGUACCGCCACGACGUGCCGCCGUCGCCCUCGCAGUUAGCCAGGCUUAACAGGCUGGGCUCGGAGAAAGGAAGACUUUUUUAUUCUUGAGACUCCAUGUUGGACUGAAGGAUGAACUUAUAAGGGGCUACCUUGAAGAAACGGCGGAAGCGACGGCUCCGCGUCUUGAGAAGGAACUGCCUAGAGGUUUUAUAGCUUAGCAAUCUUAGAGGUAAACAGUUGUGAAGUAUGCACAGUAGGUGGGUGUUUGUGUGCAACCCCCCGCCGUGCUGAUGACCUUUACCAGCUGUCAGUCAGUCACUCACUCACUCUCCCUCCCGCAAACACGAGACGCUCAGUGCCUUCUCUGCAUCCACCAGGACGAUUCUGGCUCGUAGUCGUCCGGGACUCUUGACUCACCGAGGUUCCAACAUCGCCGUGUUCUGACAAUCAAAUGGGCAAACGGGCAAAUGAGUGGGCGCCUUCGUCGGGUCCACGGGGAAGCAUAGGUUUCUGUGUGUGGGCUUGUGACAAGGUACAUGUUUCACCGCUGAGUGUGACUUGGUCCACCUGCCAAUACACAUUUUUUAUUUAAAAAAAAAUCAUCCUUUGGUUAACACCCCCCACUGAAGCCGGGGGCUUCUCUGCAUUCUGGUUUUUCCCCAGUGGAGUUUUCACAGUAAUCGCCGGGGAGCACAGAAAUCAAGGCAAAGUGUGAGAAAGAAAGCAGGGCACGGUGUGUGUGAGUGUGUGUGUGUGAGAGAGAGAGUGUGUAUGUGUGUUAUUAAUAAAAGUCCCCUCAUAAAUGAUUCAUAUGGUGUGUUAUCUCCUUGGAGGAGACCCAGGCAGAGGGUGGGCAGCUCUGAUCCUCUGCCUGGCCCCUCACGGCUCUGGGUUCCACUCGCCGGCCUGCCUCCCCGUUUCUGUCUGGAGGUCCCAUCCUCUCCCGACCGUUCUCUCUGUUCAUUAUGCUCCUUUCUUCUACCUCAACUUAGGGCUGGGCGAUAUGGACCAAAAGUCAUAUCUCGAUAUUUUCUAGCAGAAUGGCGAUACUCGAUAUAUAUCGAUAUUUUUUCUGUGCCAUAAUUGGGGUUUCCCCCAAAGCAUUAUAGCAUAGCAUCUCUGUUAGCUUCAUUUUAUUCUGAGGCAAAUCCUUAAAAAAACAGUCUUGUUUUAAUACAAAGCCUCGUGCCAAAUGUCACACAGGUACCUUUAUUAACAGAGGUCUGCACAAUAUCAAAAUGUAUAAAACAAAUGAAAUAAAAAUAAACUGCCUGCAUAUAUAGAAUAAAAAAGCUUCUUGAAUAAAAUAAAACAAAUAUCCCUUUCCUGCAUAACAAUUAAAUUAAAAUACACUGUGCAAUUAAUACAAUGUAGACAGUAACAGGCAGACUUUUCCACUGAGGUUGACAGUUGUGCAAAUAACAAAACAUUUGUACAAAUCUAAAAAAAAAACAUUCAAGUCAAUUUGUCACAAAAUAAGCUAUAUCAAAAUCAUAAAAAAAAUAUAUAUUUAUUUUUUGUCAAAAUAAACGAUAUUGUCUCGUACCAUAUCGCGUUUGAAAAUAUAUCAAUAUAUAUUAAAAUCUCGACAUAUCGCCCAGCCCUACCUCAACUUCCCAGCCUUCAUCAGCCUCUCCUUUCACCCACCUUUCUCUCAUCUCACCCUUCCCCUCGCUCUUCCUCCUCCUCCUCCUCCUCCUCCUCCUCGUCUCCCCAGUCGGGCUCCGCACUGAAUCUUUCAUCAGAAGCCACCUGCUGCCUGCCAGAGCCAAAGAGCGCUGCCACCAGAGGCAGCGACAGAGGGCCCAGCUUCUGACACAAAGGCUGGAAUAAAAGCAGAAAGAGAAUCGGAAUAAAGAUGAGUGGAGCGACAAUGAGCUUCCCAGCAUGAAAUUAGCAGCAGCCUUUUCUCCCGUUUUUUGACAAAAGGCAAAAUUGACGUAGGGAGUUAAUUGCUCUCAAUUGCUGUAAUUGCGUUUUGCAUUUUUACCUCUCACCCGACACUCUUCUCCACAGUGAUUUUAAAUAGACGGAGCAGGCAGGGGGGGGGCCAUCUUGCUUUUAGAAAGCAGCAGUCAGUGCACGAACUGAGUGCUGCUCAAUUUAUGGAGCGAGUCGGAAACGGUGGCAGAAAUCAAGACUCUCGAUUUGGCUCUAAUGCUUAAGUAGAUGGUGUUGCCCAGAUUUGAUCAUUAAGUUGUUAGCUGGAUUUUUGCUAUCCUGCAACAAUGGGGAUAAAAAAACAAAGAAAGUGAAUUGUGGUUCUCGCAGUGCUGAAAAGAGAGAAGAUUCAGAAAAGUGCUUUACCGUGUAAGUCGUUGGAUAAUUCAGCCCGCUGUGUUCUCCGUUAAUGCAGCGGCUCACUGGGGUCAUCCUUUCCACCUUCAGCCUUCGUUUGAGAAGACAAAGAGAGAUUUCCACUUUCAACUGUAUAUUUACUGCUAUAUCCGCUACCAGUCUGAGGCCAUUUCUGUCUUUUUGGAGCCAGAAUGAAGUAUAUUUGGAUGAGAAUUGAGAGUAGCGCUAGAGCAUUAACCUUUAAAUCUGUCUGGACCCAAAAUGUGUGUCUUUGAAUCUUCCUGUCUGUUUAAGUAUGGACUAGGUUUUAAUAAACCACCAGCUCAGAGAUCAGGUGUCUUAUUCUGCAUUAGCGUUGUGCUUCAAAGCAUGUCUCCUUCGGCUUCACCCCCCCCCGUCUUUCAUGUACACUCUGCUUUCACGUGUUUGUGAAGCUCCAGACACCUGGCUCACCGGCGCUGACUGUUGACUCCACUGCAACAGGUCUGAACAAACAACCAGACGUCAGCAACCAGUUUUAGGCCACGUUUACACAUAGACAAAAACGGAUAUUUCCCCCUCUACGUUUUGACAAAUAUCCUCGUUUACACGAACCUGCAUAAAUAUGCUGUUAAGGGUGCUAUGAGCAUCCAAACCUGCAGGGGGCAGUGUAACGAGAAGCGUAAAGUCAUGCUAGCCAAUCAGAAUCGUGGAAAAAAACGUCAACAAAUGACACGUGUGAAGCCUGAAUAAUAUGGUUCCGCGUUAAAUCGACGGCGUAGCCUACGUACGGUGCGCGUCGCCGUAUUCCCUACGCCGUAGGCUCUGCGUUGGUGUAACGCGGAACCAUAAAUCAGCCUUGACUGCCAGUUGCCAAGACGGAACGAGAGUGACAGAGAAGUGGAGUUUCUUUUAAGUGUGACUUUAGAAUAUAAAACAGGUAAAAUACAAGAAAAUAUUGACGGUGGCCAAACAAAUUGUUUUUGAAAAUCUCCACUUUGGCCGGAGUUUUCAGAAAUGAUCGUUUUUGGUGACUUUGAGCUUCGUUUUCGUAUAAACGAACGGCCAAAACGCCAUGAAAACGCCACCGUUUUUGCUCCGUGUAAACGGGGCCUUACACUGCACAGGAAGUUGAAUCUUCCGGAAGGUUGUAGGAAAUAGGUACGCUGCAAAAACUUGUAAAAAAGAGAGCCCAGUUCAAGAAAAUAAGAAGUGUAUUUUUCUAGGUUUAAGAGUUCUAGCCAAGAAAAUGUUUCUCAUCCCAUUGUCAAAGAUACUUUCUCUUCAAAUGAGACGAGAUUUAUGAAAUAUCCGGCUUAUUUCUCGAGGGGCUUGUUUUUGCAGCGUACCAGUGACUGAAACACAAAUCUGCUUUCAGUUGAUCACAUAUGAAAAGGUGGAACAGAUACUCAAAUGGACUUUUUGCAGUGGUACGGAUGAAACCUCUCUUGGGAAGUGGCAGUGAUGGCUACUGAAACAGCCACACUACACACAUAGCUGCGCAACACGAGACUGGUUCUAAUCCUUGGUAGUAAAGUGAACCAAAACUCUCCAGCGAACGUGAAUCAGUUUCUUAAAAACGGAGGACGUGUUUGAGCUUGCUCUCAUAAACUUUGACACAAUACUUCCUUUCAAAUCGGUUUCUCCUGUGAAAGACGCUUCACCAUUGGUGGAACUCACUUCAGCAGAUUUUCUUCGGAGCUCUGCAUAUCAUUGUGUUAUGUCGAGUGCAUUUAAAUGACUUAAUUUUGCUGGCGUUUCAAGCACUGAUGCGGCUGGCCCCUGGGGCAGGAUGCAGUUUUUUCUGGCUUUUUUUUUUCCCCUCUCUCUCUCAAUGCUGUGAGGACCACAUUAACAUUUCAUUGAUCUCUGUUGUACUUCAACUGAAACACUCAUCUCAGAUUCUGGUCAAAUUAAACUAUAUGCACUGCAAGCAACCGGCACGGCUUGUAUUAUUGCAGCCUUGAAUAAUUUACAUUUUCAUUCCAGUCAAAUUGCAGCCACCGGCAGGUUUGUCAGUCCAGAGAGGACAGACUCCAGUGAAAACAGGAGACCUUGAGCUUUGAUGACACACUUUGAAAAUCACCUCCAGCCCACGGCUGAACCUGCUGCAGUAGCCCGAAACAACCGUUGCGCCGACGACGGCGACGUUUGUGACGCUGUUGCUUCUGUCUGCGAGCGAGCAGACGAGACAGAGGCCAAACUUCAAACAAUAGGAUACAGAUAAAAUAAACAGCAAGCUGUGGAAAACAAACAGGCGUUGUACGGCGGCGCCUCACUCCCACACACCCGCCAUAUGCAGAGUAAAGCUGGAUUAUCUUCCUGCUAAUGAAGACCCUUGUGGGGAAAGAUGUAGCUUUAAGAGCCAAUAGAUGAUGAACACAAAUGUAGGAAGUUAAAGACGGAAGGUGUUUUAUUUCAUCCUGAAGAAAGUUCAGUGCAUGUACUCCCCGUCCCUAACUGUUACAAGGGUGUGAGGACGCAAGCGGAAAAAGGUCUGUGUCUCUCGUUUGCGCGGUUUUAAAACCACGUUAGGGUCAAGCGGACGAACUGUUACCAAAUAAAAACCGAACCUGUCAAAGCCCGAGGAGCAGACGGAUGAGCUCGAGCGUUGCUCAUCCAGUCGCAGGGUCUGAUAUCGAAAAAGUGCCUGAGAAAUGAACAGAAACUAAACCCAAGGAGGGAUGCCGUGUCUUUGUCGGGGACACUGCGGCUUUCAAUCGAGAACGUUUUUUAAAUGUUGACAAUAUCGUCUCAAUUUGAGGUUCUCCUUCCUCCUGCUUUUUUUUUUUAAAUAAAAAAAAAAGUCGUAUCCACAAGAGCCGACACUACCGAGCAGUUAUCAGUGUACCUGUAUCCUGUUUGCCGAUUGUGCUGUACGAUUUUUGUGUUUUUAACGUUUCAAAAAUGAAAUGGAAGAUGAUUGAAGCUGACGUGCAAUUGUUUUUUGUUUUUUUGUUUUUUUUGUUGUUUUUUUUUCCAGGAAACUUUUACAUAAUGUAUGGAGAAAUGUAUGCAGCCACUUUUCCUGUACAUAUCAAAUUCAAAAUAAAAAAGGAAGGCUGUUC
Molecule: messenger RNA, 9752 nt
Organism: Cololabis saira (Pacific saury)
Lineage: Eukaryota; Metazoa; Chordata; Actinopteri; Beloniformes; Belonidae
Product: partitioning defective 3 homolog
Exons: 27
Coding region: 232-4515 (1427 amino acids)
Biological process (GO): establishment or maintenance of epithelial cell apical/basal polarity; establishment of cell polarity; cell adhesion
Cellular component (GO): adherens junction; apical plasma membrane; cell cortex
Molecular function (GO): protein binding; phosphatidylinositol binding
Source: RefSeq, a predicted model, not a curated record